AAUUACCUCAACUUGCGGGGUAAAGGAUUUUCUAGAGGCAUUACGAAGCAACGGGUUCAUUAGUCAACACACAAGGCGAUGCGGUCAAAACAUCGGAUAUUGGACACUGCACCCAUUCCGAGCCAUCUGUCGUGGGAAAUCGUACUCGCUCAUAUUCACACAUACACGCCUUUACUCAAGCAUAACGUAGUUUUCGUGAGCUUCUCCGAGACAACGCCUGACUUUGGUGUGGUGCAAAGCGAGCCCUUCUUCGGGCCGCCCAAUAACAGUGUCCAGAGCUUUCUUUGCUCCCAGCGGCUUGAGUUGGCUCCGGGUCUGAGGCAGGAUGAGGAAUGGCCUAUCACGUUUCUGAGAAUCGAGAAUGGUAUUCGUGCUCGUGUGGAUGCUAGAGCAGGUGUUACUGUAUGGAUUGAGUGUCUGGUUCGUCGACGACCAAACCCUGGUACACUGAGCACACCAAGUACACCAAAUACACCAGAUUCUUUUACGGAUGAGUGGGAGCUUUAUGAGGAGGUCGUUGUUGAGUCCAACACUCUUCUUAUGCCUUUUGUCUCUCGGAUGACUGACUUGGCUCAUCCUGGAAUUUGUCAGAGGAUUAUGAAUGACAUUAUGAGCAAUUAUUGGGUUAAAGUGAGGAAAGCUUAA
Messenger RNA from Fusarium oxysporum Fo47, 645 nucleotides. RefSeq lists its product as uncharacterized. The transcript has 2 exons. The record is from RefSeq and is a predicted model, not a curated record. The coding region runs from base 79 to 645 and encodes 188 amino acids. Lineage: Eukaryota; Fungi; Ascomycota; Sordariomycetes; Hypocreales; Nectriaceae.